Messenger RNA from Salvia splendens (bonfire salvia), 782 nucleotides. RefSeq lists its product as uncharacterized. Lineage: Eukaryota; Viridiplantae; Streptophyta; Magnoliopsida; Lamiales; Lamiaceae. The record is from RefSeq and is a predicted model, not a curated record. Bases 165 to 554 code for a protein of 129 amino acids. The transcript is spliced from 2 exons.
CAUCGACCGUCCUCUCUCAUAUCAAAAGCUUCUUCAUCUCUCUCCAUCUCCAAGUGCAAACUGAUACAGACAGAAAUUUCGAUUACGUUCAAAAAUCCUUUCAUCCUUAAACCUCGCUUAAAAAUCUCAUCUUGGAAAAAGGGCUUCAACCCAAAAUCACGUAUAUGGGCGGCGAAGGAGAAGGGCCGCCGCCGCUGUACCAACCGAAAGACGACCACUGGACUCACUUUGACAACUCCGUGAAUGCAGUAUCUUUCGGCUUCAUCGCCACCGCCAUUCUCGUCUCCAUGUUUCUUCUCAUGGCCAUUUUCGAGAAAUUCCUCCGAACCACCUCGCCGGAGCGCCGCCGCCGCUCCGUUAUUGAAGCCCAGAAUCAUGUUGCUGCUUUCAGUGCUAAGCUCGGCUACUACCCAUCUCACAAAGCCACGGAGGUUUCUGUGGUGAUGCCGGGUGAGAAAGUGCCGACCUUCAUCGCUCAGCCAGCUCCGGCUCCUUGCCCUCCGGAGCGUGGUUCGUGGCCUCUGCAUAAUCCCGAUGUGCCCAUCCCCGACUAGGUAAAAUGUCAAGACUUGUUGAGAGGCCUAAUUUCUUUAAAAAAAUUUGCCUAUGGUGUCACGGAGAGAAAGGGCUUUUGUUUGUGUGUUUUUUUUGAGAUGUUUUACAUGUAUUUGGUAAAUAAAUAGAAGCAUUUAGAAAUUGGAAGAUGACAUGUAUAUGAACCAUCGUACUUAUGCAUAUAUAAACAAUGUAUUAUUAUUCAUUUUUGUAGAUCAUUUUUGGCA